Molecule: messenger RNA, 1394 nt
Organism: Telopea speciosissima
Lineage: Eukaryota; Viridiplantae; Streptophyta; Magnoliopsida; Proteales; Proteaceae
Product: aspartyl protease AED3
Exons: 1
Coding region: 67-1392 (441 amino acids)
Biological process (GO): proteolysis
Molecular function (GO): aspartic-type endopeptidase activity
Source: RefSeq, a predicted model, not a curated record
UCCCAUAACACAUAACUCUUAUCGACUCGGGCCUGUCCGAGUUACACCCAACUCCUCCCCCGAGUGAUGGCUUUAUAUACUACUGCUACUACUACUGCAUUCCUCCUCCUUUCUCUCCUUAUCUCAACAGCCCAAGCUGAUGGCCCUUGUCCACUCACCUCCUCCGGCGACUCUGAGCUUCCUCUCCUCCACAUCUACGGCAAAUGCUCCCCCUUCCAUCCACCCAAGACCGAGUCAUGGACUGACACAGUCAUUCACAUGGCCGCCAAGGACUCAGCUAGACUCACCUACCUAUCCAGCCUUGUCGCCAAGAAACCAACCUCAGUCCCCAUCGCAUCGGGCCAACAAGCAUUGAACAUCGGCAACUACGUCGUCCGAGUCAAACUCGGUACCCCGGGUCAACUCAUGUUCAUGGUCUUAGACACCAGCAACGACGAAGCCUGGGUUCCUUGCAGUGGCUGCUCCGGUUGCUCUUCCACCGUCUUCUCACCCAACGUGUCUUCCACUUAUGCAUCCUUGGACUGCAGCAUGGCUGAAUGCGGCCAAAUUCGCGGCCUCUCCUGCCCAGCCACAGGAACGAGUCCGUGUCUCUUCAACCAGUCCUACGGCGGCGAUUCCUCCUUCUCCGCCACCUUAUCUCAUGACUCACUGAGUUUAGCCCCUGAUGUUCUAUCAAAUUUCGCUUUUGGUUGCAUCAAUUCCAUCUCCGGUGGAUCUGUCCCACCUCAGGGCUUACUGGGCCUGGGCCGAGGGCCCAUGUCCUUGAUCUCUCAAUCUGGUUCACUCUACAAUGGUGUGUUCUCCUACUGCUUACCUAGCUUCAAAUCUUACUACUUUUCCGGGUCAAUGAAACUCGGACUCACGGGUCAACCCAAGAACAUCAGGACUACUCCUCUCCUACGUAACCCUCACCGGCCGUCGUUGUACUAUGUGAACCUCACCGGUAUCAGCGUCGGUCGUGUUCUGGUCCCUAUAGCACCGGAGCUUCUCGCAUUCAAUCCAAACACCGGUGCAGGGACCAUAAUUGAUUCGGGUACGGUGAUAACCCGGUUUGUGCAACUAGUGUACACCGGGAUCCGAGAUGAAUUCCGGAAGCAGAUCGGAGGGUCCAUAUCUUCAUUGGGUGCAUUUGAUACCUGUUUUACGGCCACGAAUGACGCUUCGGCACCGGCAGUGACCCUACACUUUACCGGCAUGGAUUUAAGGUUGCCAAUGGAGAACACAUUGAUACAUAGUAGCUCAGGUUCAGUAGCAUGUUUGGCAAUGGCUGCAGCUCCAAGUAAUGUGAAUUCAGUGUUGAACGUCAUAGCUAAUCUGCAACAACAGAACCUCAGGAUACUCUUUGAUCUCCCUAAUUCUCGUUUAGGAAUUGCUCGUGAACUCUGUAACUAAUC